This is a messenger RNA of Schistocerca cancellata (South American locust), 1548 nucleotides long. RefSeq names its product phosducin-like protein. NCBI's taxonomy places the organism in Eukaryota, Metazoa, Arthropoda, Insecta, Orthoptera, Acrididae. Gene Ontology annotation, biological process: regulation of G protein-coupled receptor signaling pathway. Bases 78 to 959 code for a protein of 293 amino acids. The transcript has a single exon. The record is from RefSeq and is a predicted model, not a curated record.
UCCACUAUGUUGUUUGAGUUGUAUCAAACGUUUUGACAGGUAAACAAUUAGCAUUUUCGCGGUUACCGAAAGCAGUCAUGACUACGCUAGAAGACAAAAUUCUGGGUGAGAAAGUUCACUGCUACUGCAGCAGUAGUGAAAGUGAGGAAGAGAAAUCAGAAGAUGAGAGUGAAACACCAAACGCCGUAGCGGGCGCUGAAGGAAAGUCAUCGGAUGUACCUCCGCCUGACCCAUACAAAUGGGAGGGAUAUUCCACAAACACCGGCCCUAAAGGAGUGGUUCAGGAUUGGCGGCGAUAUAAACAACUGGAGAUUGAGAAGCGCGCCGAACAAGAAAAGGAGCGGUUGGACCUGAUAAAAAAACUUUCCUUGACGUGUAGAUCAGCAUUAGAUGAAGAGAGAGACAAAAACGAGGAGCUAGAUCCCGAACUUGCAGAGCUUUUGAAUGACGAGAACAUUUUACUUGAAUAUCAGAAACAAAGGAUGCAAGAAAUGAUGCAGCAGAUAAGUUCGCUUCCAAGAUUUGGCAAAGUUAUAGCUUUGACCAGUGGAGAAGAAUUCCUUGAUGCAAUAGAUAAAGAACAUAAAUCUGUCACUAUCGUCGUCCAUAUAUAUGAAGACCACGUACCAGCAUGUGAAGCAAUGAAUGGCUGUCUUUUGAAUUUAUGCCAGGAAUAUGCGAAUGUUAAAUUUUGCAAAGUUAUUGGAUCAGCUGCUGGUGUCAGCAAACGUUUCAAAAUCAAUGGAGUGCCUGCAUUGUUGGUUUAUAAAGGUGGCCAGUUGGUAGGAAACUUUGUGCGUGUCAGUGAGGAGUUAGGCGAUGAUUUUUUUAUGGAAGACGUCGAGAGUUUUCUUCUUCAGCACGGCAUGCUUCCUGACAAAUCAUGUGUACCUGCAAUUAUAAGGCAACAGAAAGAUGAUGAUGACGAUGGUAAUGCUAGUGACCUUAGUUUAGAGUAACAAGUAUUCCAAGAAACUGUCGAAGCUAACUAUUUUAUCAAAAAACUUUUAUGAGUGCAGUUUGUAACUAUUUCUAAAGUCACUAUAUGUUAUGUUAACACAAUUUAAAAAAUUGUUAUAGUUGAUGCUCUUAAUGUGAAAUUAUAUAAAUAUAUAUAUCUACCUGUGUGUGUGUGUAUCAUAAAAGAAAUGAGAUAUAAUGUAGUGCUUUAGAAGCUACUGUUAAAAAUAUAUUUGUGAUCCAUAAAAUUUAUUUACUGAAAAUUUUUAACGCAACAUUACCUUCUCAGCUCCUAAAGUUUUGAAGAAAUUUAUUUUUCAAGGUACCUGUGUUUAUGCAGGAAAACAAAACGUAAUGAGUGAGGUUAUAACAUAACAUUAAAACAUUUAAAUCAUAUUUAUUUAAAAUGCAACUUCAUGUGUGUUGAGACUCAACCAAAAUUUAGUUAACACAAACAGAUCCAUUUAAUUAAGAACAACACACAUUCGGAUUAGCAGCUACAUUAACAAGUUUCUUGUAAAAUACUAAAUUGUUUAUUACACAGUCUGUACUGCAUCUAAAAAUAAUGAAAAAUAAAGUAAAAAUUAU